Messenger RNA from Schistocerca americana (American grasshopper), 1098 nucleotides. Its product is annotated as odorant receptor 43a-like. The transcript is spliced from 4 exons. Gene Ontology annotation, cellular component: plasma membrane. Gene Ontology annotation, molecular function: olfactory receptor activity; odorant binding. Gene Ontology annotation, biological process: sensory perception of smell; detection of chemical stimulus involved in sensory perception of smell. NCBI's taxonomy places the organism in Eukaryota, Metazoa, Arthropoda, Insecta, Orthoptera, Acrididae. The record is from RefSeq and is a predicted model, not a curated record. Bases 1 to 1098 code for a protein of 365 amino acids.
AUGAGGGAAUUCACGAACAACAUGGAAGGCAGCCUGUCAGCGCGACACCAGGAGUCCGUACUCAAGUGGAACGUCCGGGUGCUGACGUCAGGCGGGUUGUGGCCAGCGGGUCCUCCACGGCUGUUCGCAGUAUUCACCACCUUCGUCUUCGUUGUCAAGUGGACGCACAUUCUGAUGGCAGUGCGAACACUCUACUUGUCGUGGGGCGACCUCAACGAGAUCACGCUGACACUCUUGUCCAUGAUCACCAUGCUGGGCGGUGCUAUCAAGAUGACCCUCUUCUUGAAGAACAGGAGCGUCUACUACCAGCUGGUGCAGAGACUCGACGAUAUGGUCCGUUACCACGAGCAGUACUAUGUGGGGAACGAAACGAUGGUGUCUACUUUUCAGAUGGCGAGAAAGAAGGCCUUGCGUCUCACGUUCAUAACCCUUGGAUACUUGAACGUGCUUGGUCCUCUGUGGUUUGUUAUGCCUCUCCUCGAAGACACGUCGGAGAAGCACCUGCCGUUCAUACCCAUGCACGGACUCAACUUCACCUCGAUACCACUGUACGAGCUAUCGUACGUGACUCAGUGCACCGCCACCUUCUUCUGGCACCUUGUCAGCGUCGGUCUCGACAUGUUCUACGCCAGCCUCAUGAUACACGUCACAGCCCAGCUCACCAUUCUGAACGUGCGCUUCACCAACCUCCAUCUGAAAACGGAUCACUUAAGCUGCCGAUCUAAUCUAAGGCCUAUUACAGCACCAUUCGACAACAGUGUGCUGACGGAAGCCCACAGUAGAAUAUUCACAACUUACCUUGAGGAUGUUAUGAAUUCAACAGUGCUGGUUCAGUUUCUUUCCAGCGUCCUCGUAGCUUGUGUAACGCUGUUUCAAGCUACUAUUGGUCUGGAGGUCUGCACGUCGGCCUUCCUGAGCGCCUGGGUGGAGGGCAGCCGACACCUGCGACGCGGCUUACUGGUGGUGAUGGCUCGAGCCAGGAGGCCCCUCGAGCUCACCGCCGGCCGCAUGCACCCCAUCAACCGCGCCACCUUCGUUUCGCUCAUCAAUGCUUCCUACACAUAUUAUGCCGUGCUUCGCCGAGUUAACGACCGCUGA